Molecule: messenger RNA, 714 nt
Organism: Siniperca chuatsi (mandarin fish)
Lineage: Eukaryota; Metazoa; Chordata; Actinopteri; Centrarchiformes; Sinipercidae
Gene: ventx
Product: ventral expressed homeobox
Exons: 3
Coding region: 104-706 (200 amino acids)
Biological process (GO): regulation of DNA-templated transcription
Molecular function (GO): DNA-binding transcription factor activity, RNA polymerase II-specific; DNA binding
Source: RefSeq, a predicted model, not a curated record
ACGUGUGUCCCUCCUAUAUAGCGGCCAAGAGUCACCCAAGGUGAAGCAACACAGACCAACGCACACACACACACACACCUUGAGACCGCUGCUGAGGAACAACAUGGCAAACUUCUCUGUAGAAUGGCUUUCCAAAAGUUAUUAUGAGGAGACGAGUGUGCAGGGUCGGGCUGCUGCGCGUCAUUCAAAAGUCCAUAGUGAAAUGGAGGAAUUUACAAAGGACUCAAGAAGCCACUACUCUCCGACCUCGCCAAACAAUAGUUGCGGAUACACUUCGGGGUCUGAGAGCGAGGUGGGAGAUGACAGCGAGGGGGAAGCCACCCAGCAACGAAGGAUGAGGACAAAGUUCACCUCCGAGCAAAUCAGCAAACUGGAGAAUACCUUCAGCAAGCACAAGUACCUGGGCUCUGUGCAGAGGAGGAAGAUUGCCGAGAAGCUGAACCUCUCAGAAACUCAGGUGAAAACGUGGUUCCAGAACAGGAGGAUGAAGCUGAAGCGGGAGGUGCAGGAUCUGCGUCCUGAGUUCCUGCCGGUCCCGGCCGCUCUGCUGCCGCCUCUGCUGUUUCAGCACCCCGCCCUGCGUGGACAGCUCCCCGCCAGCAGCGGCUUCUACCCGCAGCUGCAGCCGCUCCGCGGGACGGCCCUGCCCGCUCCUCCGCACCAACAGCGCCCCCACCCUGUCAGCAUGCCUCCACACUUCUACUGACCCCCCCC